This is a messenger RNA of Uranotaenia lowii, 3870 nucleotides long. RefSeq lists its product as uncharacterized. The coding region runs from base 1 to 3870 and encodes 1289 amino acids. The record is from RefSeq and is a predicted model, not a curated record. The transcript has 2 exons. Lineage: Eukaryota; Metazoa; Arthropoda; Insecta; Diptera; Culicidae.
AUGCCCGGAGGAUCGAGAAAGGCGAAGACCAUAACCUCAACUGCAGAAUCGCAGCUAACGGACGAAGCAACGAUAUUGACCUCGAAUGUCGACGGCAACCAGGAAUCAAGAAAGAAGAAUGGUAAAGAAAAGGAAACACCACCCACACACAGUUGUGCGCUUUGUAAAUGGCCAGAUAAUAACGAAAUGGUCAUGUGUGAUGCGUGCAGUCAGUGGCAUCACUACAUAUGUGUCGAUGAGACUGACGGAGUUCGCGAUCGGGAUUGGACCUGUGCCAAAUGCCUUGAGUUAGCGGAAAAACACUCACGAGUCCACAGUUUAGCCAAAGGUGCGGGAACAAAUAUGUGUGAAGAAGAACGACAGAAACGUUUAGAAAUGCUAAAAGAGAAAAAACAGCUUAAGGAGAAGUUUGCGCUGAAACGGUUGGAGCUGCAGGAGAAGUUGGAGGAAGAGUAUCUGCAAGAAAAGUAUAUGCUUCUUCAGAUCAACGACGCAGGAGGCUUACGUGAUGAUGAGCAGGCUAAAGUUCAUUCUGACCGCGACGGAUCUGUAAGCGGAGCCGGUAGAAUACGACAGUGGCUUAAUGAAGUGGAGGAGUAUGGGGGCGGCGGCACUAUCGCAUCGCUAGAGCCCAGGCGAAACAGGAACGCUGAUAGACAUCAACCGGAAGUUAGAUGUCGGGUUCAAUUGGCCUACCCGAACACCCAGCAAAAUGAGUCCACUGGUGAAACAUCGCAAGCUGUUCACGGUUCUGGCAACCAUCACUCGUCUGAAAGCGCACUACAAGUUUUCCGUCCGGAGCAAAAAUCGACUCCGCGUGACCAAAUUGGUCAAAGCAGACCAUCUGAGAACCACGGUCAAUUAGAUUCGUUCGUUCUAAAUCGUAGCCAGCUAGCAGCCAGGCAAGGAGUUUCCAAGGACCUGCCAGAGUUUAACGGGAAUCCUGAGGAUUGGCCUUUGUUCUUUUGUACGUUUACCUCGUCAACUGCCAUGUGCGGCUUUACCAACGAGGAAAAUAUGCUUCGUCUAAGGAAGUGCCUUAAGGGUCGAGCUUUAGAUGCCGUAAGAUGCCACUUAUUGCACCCGACAAACGUAGCAAAGGUGCUGUCGACUCUCAAAAUGCUCUUUGGGAAACCCGAAACAAUUGUGGAGGCCAUCAAGAUGAAAAUAAGAACGCUGCCAACACCGGACAUGGAUCGUUUAGAGACUCUCGUCAGCUUUGCGCUAUCCGUCGAAAAUCUUUGCGCCACUAUCGACGCCUGUGAGGUCAGCGAUUUUAUGUAUGACUCCUCUUUGCGUUGUGAGCUGAUCAACAAACUUCCUACAAACCAUCAACUAGAAUGGGCUAGACACGCUCGAAGUUUGACAUCUCCAAAACUCUCGGAUUUGAGCUCGUGGCUGUAUGCCUUGGCGGAGGAUGCAUCUUCAAUACUUAUCACAGCGCCUACCAGCCGGAAGUCGCGAAAAGGUGAAAAAUAUCUGAACGUUCAUUCCAGUUACGAGCAGCGAGACGAAUCGCAAUAUUCUGUGGAAUUCUCCCAACGUGAUCGUCGUCCACGAGAGAACGAGAGCAAGGAGUGUAGAAUCUGUAAAGGAACCUGCUCAACAGUAUCCAAAUGUCAACGAUUCAUUCAAAUGAGUUACGAAGCGAAAUGGGCUGCCGUGAAGGAGUUGCACCUAUGCAAAAAAUGUUUACGUCGACAUAGCGGAAUAUGCCGUAUGCAGAAGGUAUGCGGAAUCGAUGGUUGCAGUUACAAGCAUCACCAGUUGAUGCAUAAGAAGCUCGAGGUCCACGCCGCAGAGGUAGACGAAAAAAUUUGCAAUCUUCAUCAAUCGCAAUUCAACGAGGUUCUGUUCAGAAUCGUUCCGGUAACGCUUUACGGUCCAAAGGCAGUAGUACAAACAUAUGCAUUUCUGGACGACGGAUCAGAAAUAACCCUAAUCGAAGAAACCCUAGCCGAUCAACUGGAAUUGAAAGGUCCACAACACUCACUAUGCUUGAAGUGGACGGGAGACACUCGUCGGUAUGAAGAACGGUCUAAAAUCGUAAACUUACGAAUUUCAGGCAAAGGAAAACCCAUUGAAAAAUCCCACAACUUGUCCGAAGUUCGAACCGUUCGAGAGUUAAAACUUCCCAACCAAUCCUUAAUAGCAGAUGAAAUGAAGAAGAAAUAUUUGCAUCUUAAGAAUAUUCCUUUCGAAUCUUAUGACCGUGCAACCCCACGAAUUUUAAUCGGUUUGGAUCAUGCUCACCUAGGUAAUGCUACUAAAAUCCGAGAGGGUAGCCUCAACCAGCCGAUCGCAAUCAAGUCCAGGUUGGGUUGGAUCGUUUUUGGAAGCUGCACGGACAAGAAGCCAGCUAGUUCGUUCGUCAACAUUCAUUUCCUACCCAAGUGCGAGUGCAGCAUCGACGACACCUUACACAGAGUGGUGAAAGACUAUUUCUCGUUAGACAGCGUGGGUGUAGCUCAAACAAAAACUCUGUUGUCAACUGAGGACCAAAGAGCUCUUGAAUUGUUGUGUGCCAAAACCAGACCAGUAGGAGGAAGGUAUGAAGUUGGACUUCUGUGGAAGUAUGAAAACGUGAGGCUUCCAAACAGCAGAGACAUGGCGCUUCGGAGAUGGCAAUGUCUCGACCGGAGAUUGACUAAGGACGAAAAUUUGGCUAGGUCCAUGGAAGCGCAGAUCAAAGGUUAUCUCGAAAAAGGUUACAUACGAAAAUUGACCCAAGACGAAAUCUCAGCCAAGUAUCCCAGAGUGUGGUACCUACCCAUAUUCCCGGUGGUAAACCCGAAUAAGCCAGAGAAACUUCGCAUGGUGUGGGAUGCCGCUGCAAAAAGCCACGGCAUUUCUUUAAACUCUGUCUUAUUGAAAGGUCCGGACCAAUUGAAUUCUCUAUUCUCGGUUCUUCUUAAAUUUCGAGAAUAUAAGACAGCGUUCUCCGGCGACAUACGUGAGAUGUACCAUCAGGUACUAAUCGACAAGACCGACCAGCAGUGCCAAAGAUUUCUUUGGAAAGACGAUAGAUCAUCAUCCAGUCCCAGUGAGUAUAUCAUGUGUGUUAUGACUUUCGGCGCAAGCUGCUCCCCCAGCAGCGCGCAAUAUGUAAAAAACAUAAAUGCGCAGAAGUUCCAAACCCGUUUUCCUGAAGCUGUCGAUGUUAUAAUCAAUCGACAUUACGUUGAUGAUGCACUAGUAAGCGUUGAGAUGGAAGAGGAUGCCAUCCGAAUUGCCAAGGAGGUCUACGAAAUUCAUCGAUCCGGUGGAUUCGAAAUAAGAAAUUGGAUUUCGAACUCCCGUAGAUUUCUAAACGCAUUGCCAGGCCCACAAACUCAAGAAAAGAGCUUAAGUCUUUCGUCCGAAUUGGCCACCGAGAAAAUCCUUGGCAUGUACUGGGACACCGCCUCGGAUUCCUUCAAGUUUAAGCUUUCCAACCGCCAUGAUCCAGAAUUGUUGAACGGGGAUCGAGUGCCAACAAAAAGAGAGAUUUUGCGAACACUCAUGAUGAUUUUUGAUCCGCUCGGAUUAAUCGGCAACGUGUUGAUGUAUCUUAAGGUGAUUUUGCAAGAGAUUUGGCGCGUUGGUGUUGGCUGGGACGAUACAAUUACGGACGAACAGUUCCAAAAGUGGCUCAUGUGGUUAAAGGUCCUUCCCGCACUCCAAGAAAUCAGGAUUCCCCGAUGCUUUCGUUCGUCAACAUCCACUUCCGACAAAACACAAGUACAAAUGCAUACUUUCGUUGAUGCGAGCGAAAGUGGAUUCGCUGCGGUAGUUUUUCUGAGCGGUUCUACUGGACUGAUUCCCGUAAUCUUCUAUGCUGGCUUAAGUCGGAUCACCGACGGUACAGUCCAUUUGUGGGAACACGAGUAA